Molecule: messenger RNA, 1902 nt
Organism: Cygnus atratus (black swan)
Lineage: Eukaryota; Metazoa; Chordata; Aves; Anseriformes; Anatidae
Gene: LNX1
Product: ligand of numb-protein X 1
Exons: 10
Coding region: 1-1902 (633 amino acids)
Biological process (GO): ubiquitin-dependent protein catabolic process
Cellular component (GO): cytoplasm
Molecular function (GO): ubiquitin-protein transferase activity; protein binding
Source: RefSeq, a predicted model, not a curated record
AUGAAGGCUCUCCUGUUACUGGUCCUACCUUGGCUAAGCCCUGCAAACUACAUAGACAAUGUGGGCAACCUGCACCUCCUGUACUCGGAGCUGUGCAAAGGGGCAUCCCACUACGGCCUUACCAAGGAGCGGAAGAGGCGUUCCCAGGACUGCUCCCCGGACCACGGCUCCAGCCUCACGGUCGCUGCCCUGGGCCCUGAGCUCUCAGCAGCUGCGGCCAUCGCUUUAAUGACGGACGAGCCAGGGCUGGUGAACCCAGCUUUCAGCCCCACCUCGGAGGACGGCCAGUCGGGCAGCAGCCCCAGAGACCUGUACCGCAGCAACCGGAGCAGGACCCGUCACUUUGAACGCUCCACUAUAAGAAGCAGAUCUUUUAAAAAAAUAAACAAGGCAUUCAGUGUUCUUCGAAGGACUAAAAGUGGAAGCGUGGUUUCCAACCAGGCUGACCGAGAAAGGGAGGCUGUUGGGAACUCUGCUGCUGGAGAGGAAGGUUUUCCCAGAUUGUAUCACCUGAUUCCAGAUGGUGAAAUUACCUGCAUUAAGAUCAACCGAACCGAUCCCAAUGAGAACCUGGCCAUUAGGAUUGUGGGAGGCAGUGAGACUCCUUUGGUUCACAUCAUUAUACAGCAUAUUUAUCGUGAUGGAGUAAUUGCCAGAGAUGGAAGAUUGCUGCCCGGAGACAUGAUACUAAAGGUGAAUGGCAUGGACAUCAAAAACGUGCCUCACAACUACGCCCUGUCGAUCCUGAAGCAGCCCUGCCACGUGCUGCGGCUCACCGUGCUCAGGGAGCAGAGGUACCGCUGCCGAAACAGCGGGCUCGCUCUCGAGGCCCCCUGCAACAGGGACGACAGCUUCCACGUCGUCCUGAACAAGAGCAGCCCGGAUGAGCAGCUGGGCAUAAAGCUGGUCCGCAAGGCCGACGAGCCCGGGGUGUUUAUCUUCAACCUGCUGGAGGGAGGCGUGGCGGCCCGUGACGGGCAGCUGCAGGAGAACGACCGCGUGCUGGCCAUCAACGGGCACGACCAUCGGUACGGCAGCCCGGAGAGCGCGGCCCACCUGAUACAGGCAAGUGAGAAGCAGGUUCACUUCGUGGUGUCGCGGCAGACCCGGCAGCAGCCCCCGGACAUCCUGCAGGAGACGGGCUGGAGUUACGGCAGCAGCCCCCAGCCCUGUCCUGCUGAGAGGAACAACCCCUGCAAGGUGAGGGCACAUCCCACCCUUCACGCUGUCACCUGCCAUGAGAAGGUGGUGGCUGUCCGGAAGCAUCACACAGAGUCGCUGGGAAUGACAGUAGCAGGCGGAGCAACCAACCGGGAAUGGGAUUUGCCUAUCUAUGUGAUAAGCGUUGAACCAGGAGGAGUUAUCAGCAGAGACAGCAGGAUAAAAACAGGUGACAUCCUCCUGAACGUGAACGGGAUCGACCUGACGGGGGUCAGCCGGACGGAUGCCGUUGCCCUGCUGAAAAACACCAGCUCCUCAGUGGUGCUCAAAGCCCUGGAGAUGAGGGCGUGUGAUGGCCAGGAGGAGAGCAGUCGCCGUCUGCCCCCCGAGGCCACCGAGAGCAGCGAGUGGUCGCCUUCCUGGGUGAUGUGGCUGGGGCUGCCCCGGUAUUUGUACAGCUGCGAAGAAAUCAUAUUACGAAGAAACACAUCCGGAAGUCUUGGCUUCAGCAUCGUAGGAGGCUAUGAAGAACACACUGGGAACAAACCAUUCUUUAUCAAAUCCAUUGUUGGGGGAACACCAGCAUACAAUGAUGGAAGAAUUAGAUGCGGUGAUAUCCUCCUUGCUGUCAAUGGCAGGAACACAUCAGGAAUGAUGCAUGCCUGCUUGGCGAGGAUGCUCAAAGAACUGAAAGGAAAAAUUACUCUCACAAUUGUUUCCUGGCCUGGCACUUUUUUAUAA